AUGAAAUAUCACGCCGCCACCAUGCUUGCUGCCGCAGCUGCAGCUCUGCUUUCCACCGUCUCUGCAUCCUCCACUGUGGUUUGCACAGAAAACGAACUUGGCAACUCCGGCCAGUCAGAUGUCUGCCUGGUGGACAAUGUGUCGCCAGAGCCAGAAAAAGGCUAUUUUCUUCCAUGUGUUGAAGUCAUCUUCAGAGACAACACAUGUCACUUUGUAGCAAGUGAGCCCGAUUACACCAAGGCCCACGAUGAAUGUCAGUGCAGCGGAACCACUUUCUCUGCGUGGGUCGAGUGCCAGAAGUGCCUCUUGGACCAUGGCUUUCAUAACGAAGACAGUGUUUACUGGAGCAAAAUACUGGAUGCGGCAUCAAAAGCUUUGUGCACUGAAACUCCAAUUGCUGCUACCGCCUCAAGCUUGUCUACACCGGUCCAAGCAGGGACAGUUAUUCCUACACCCACCACGCCUAUCAGCGAUGAUGGCUCCAACCAGCUUCCCAUUGAAACAUUCAAGGGCUUGAACCAAACCGCAGUCGCAACACAGGGGCCUGGGGUGCUCAACCAAACAGCUACUCCCACUGCAGGGGCUGUAGGGCCUCAGAAGACUUGCAUUGAAGAUUUCAAGAGGCAAAAUGUCACCACUGUAGCUUCAGAUUCAUCUACCCCAACAGUUCCAAUCAUUCCCAUUUUCCCAACUAACACAUUCACAUCUGCCGAUAGCAUGGAGCCACUUGCUACAACUAGCGACUGGCUGCUUCCGGGGGGGCUUCCGGGGAUGUUUCCUUCAUCCGAAACAUCUGACGCCGCCUCCUCUUCCUCAUUUGGGAAGUCUGGUUUAGCUGUUGCGAUUGCUGGCGCUAUUAUCAUGGGCUUGUUGUGA
Messenger RNA from Trichoderma asperellum CBS 433.97, 876 nucleotides. RefSeq lists its product as uncharacterized. The record is from RefSeq and is a predicted model, not a curated record. Lineage: Eukaryota; Fungi; Ascomycota; Sordariomycetes; Hypocreales; Hypocreaceae.